AUCUUCGCAUUUUCAGUUUUUCACAGAGAAAGAGAUAGAGAGAGCCACACACAAAGAGAUCCCUCUGCCUCUUCUUCGCUGCUGUGGAAGUUGAAAGCUGAAACACUCAUCUUUCUCCUUCCGCUUUUUGACUCUCCGCAGUAGCGUUCCUUCGGCUUCGGCUUCUCUUUGCGUUUUUUCCAGUUUCCGAUUCGAAAAAAAAGAAAACAAUGGCUCGUUCUUUCUCCAGCGCUAAGCAAAUCUCCGCUCUCGUCUCCAACACAAUCGCCAGACGUGGAUACGCGGCGGGGUCACCAGGGCUUGCGGCGGUCAGAGGAGAGGGUGCUGCCGUUUCUGUUGCUAGAAGCGUAAACCUAGCAGGGAAGAAAUCAGGUGAAGAAAAGGUGGGGUCCGCCUUCAAGGUCUCGUGGGUCCCCAACCCUAAGACCGGCGUCUACGGACCUGAGAACCGCGCCGAUGAGAUCGACGCAGCCGAGCUCCGUAACGCGCUUUUGAAGAAGCACUGAUUCUCAUUUUGAGAAGUUCAACUGAAACUGGGAAGAUUAAAGAUUUUCUCGACAAGAAAAUUGAGGAACGGGCUGUCGGCGGACCUGGCCAGAUUUUAUAUAUAAUGUUGUAAUUGCUUGGUUCUCUUCGUCCUCUCGCCUCUGUUUAGGGUUUUCCAUGUAAUAUUUAAGUUUAAUUUUGCAAUAAAAUUUUAAAAAAAAUCUCAGAAUGAA
Argentina anserina (silverweed cinquefoil) is the source of this 719-nucleotide messenger RNA. Its product is annotated as protein SENESCENCE-ASSOCIATED GENE 21, mitochondrial. The transcript has 2 exons. The coding region runs from base 210 to 506 and encodes 98 amino acids. The record is from RefSeq and is a predicted model, not a curated record. NCBI's taxonomy places the organism in Eukaryota, Viridiplantae, Streptophyta, Magnoliopsida, Rosales, Rosaceae. Gene Ontology annotation, cellular component: mitochondrion. Gene Ontology annotation, biological process: response to stress.